Messenger RNA from Phymastichus coffea, 3088 nucleotides. Its product is annotated as eukaryotic translation initiation factor 2 subunit 3-like. The transcript has a single exon. The record is from RefSeq and is a predicted model, not a curated record. Lineage: Eukaryota; Metazoa; Arthropoda; Insecta; Hymenoptera; Eulophidae. Bases 337 to 1755 code for a protein of 472 amino acids. Gene Ontology annotation, cellular component: cytosol; eukaryotic translation initiation factor 2 complex. Gene Ontology annotation, molecular function: tRNA binding; translation initiation factor activity; GTPase activity. Gene Ontology annotation, biological process: formation of translation preinitiation complex; positive regulation of translational fidelity.
UUGACAUUACUCUAAUUUUAUUGUAACCUUAGCUUGGCUCCUGAAAAGCCGCUUCAUGAUGCAAUCCAUGCUUACUCUUUCCUAUUCACGUUUAAGAUAGUUGGUACAAGGUAUAGGUUAUCGUUGCCAAGAUCCUAGUUACAUAGAAUUAAUUGUUCCUAAAAAACUUAAACCUUGAUAAGUUAAGUUAUUUCACAGUGUCCAUACCAGUUUUGCUCAGCAUUUGGGCAAAUACGAACUUUUAUCAACAUCUUGUAAGUGACAAACUGAACAAGGUAUUAUAGUGUGUUAUUGAGUGGAAUAUUUUGUUGAAAGAGCAAGUAAUUAUUAUAAAAUAUGGGAGGCGAAGAAAAUGUAGGAGUGACGACAGGUCAACCCAACUUAUAUAAACAAGAUCUAACUAAACUGAAUGUGUCGAAACUCACGGCAUUGUCGAAAGAAGUUAUAAGUCGACAGGCAACGAUUAACAUAGGAACUAUUGGUCAUGUAGCACAUGGUAAGUCAACCAUCGUUAAAGCCAUAUCCGGUGUACAGACUGUGCGUUUCAAAAAUGAGUUGGAGAGGAACAUUACGAUCAAGCUUGGUUAUGCCAAUGCUAAAAUUUAUAAAUGUGACAAUGAGAGAUGUCCUAGACCAACAUGUUAUAUUUCCGGUGGUUCCAGUAAAGAUGAUUCCUUCCAAUGCUUCAGAUCAAAUUGCACAGGGCGGUUUCAAUUGGUGCGACAUGUAUCCUUCGUUGAUUGCCCUGGCCACGAUAUUCUUAUGGCGACUAUGUUGAACGGAGCAGCUGUUAUGGAUGCUGCAUUAUUAUUAAUAGCUGGCAAUGAAUCGUGUCCACAGCCACAAACAUCUGAACAUUUAGCAGCUAUUGAAAUCAUGAAGCUGAAGCACAUUGUUAUAUUACAGAAUAAAAUAGAUUUGGUUAAAGAGGGACAAGCCAAGGAACAGUAUGAACAGAUUCUGAAAUUUGUUCAAGGUACUGUUGCUGAGGGAGCUCCUAUUAUCCCCAUUUCUGCACAACUGAAAUACAACAUUGAAGUCCUGUGUGAAUAUAUUGUUAAGAAGAUUCCAGUUCCCAUGCGAGAUUUUGAGUCAGAACCACGUUUGAUUGUUAUCAGAUCUUUUGAUGUUAACAAACCUGGAUGUGAAGUUGAUGAUUUGAAAGGUGGUGUUGCUGGUGGUAGUAUUCUCAAAGGUGUACUCAAAGUUGGAAUGGAAAUUGAGGUACGCCCAGGAGUUGUAUCCAAAGAUAGUGAAGGUCAAUUGACUUGUAAGCCCAUAUUUUCAAGAAUUGUAUCUUUAUUUGCUGAGCAAAAUGAACUACAAUUUGCUGUCCCGGGUGGAUUGAUUGGAGUUGGUACAAAAAUUGAACCAACAUUAUGUAGAGCAGAUCGUCUGGUUGGUCAGAUUUUGGGAGCUGUUGGUGCUUUGCCAAAAAUAUUUAUCGAAUUAGAAAUAUCGUACUAUCUCCUGAAGCGUCUAUUGGGAGUUAGAACUGAAGGAGACAAAAAAGGUGCCAAGGUACCUAAACUAUCGAGAAAUGAAGUACUUCUGGUGAAUAUUGGUUCACUAAGCACUGGAGGACGUGUUCUAGCAACAAAAGCUGAUCUUGCAAAAAUUAGUUUGACGAAUCCAGUUUGCACAGAGAUUGAUGAGAAAAUUGCACUCUCUAGAAGAGUUGAGAAACAUUGGCGUCUUAUCGGAUGGGGUCAGAUACGUGGUGGUGAAACUAUAGAACCAUCUUCAAGCAAUUAACUGAACAGGCUAUAUGGACCGAAUAAUAUAAUAUGUACAGUUUAAUAAGAAUCAAUCAUUAUUGAUAUUAUUUUAUGAAUAUUUUUACGAAUUUAACUUUGGAAAUCAUCUAUUAUACUUAGUGUUGUAUUCAGUGCUACAUUUUUUAAUAAUACAUUGAGAUCAGUGCCUGUUCACGAAAUGAUACGAAGCAUGAAUAUUUUGCUGUAGAUGUACCCUUACGUCACCAAUGUUCACUGACGCCAUUUUAUGUAUUAUAAUCAUGAUUCAGGCUAAUUUCUUAGUAUUACUUACUAUUAAUUAUAAAACAGAUGUAAAAUAAUUUAUUAUACAAAAAUUUCAUUUUAUUGCAAACUAUUUGUAGAAUAUUUCGAAAUUAGAUAUAUGUUGUAAAAUGUGCAGGUUGUUAAUAUAUUAAAAUAAUUUGAAAUUGAAAGUUACACUACCUUUAAUAUAAGAUGUAGGAGGAACAGUUUUUUGGAUAAAGAAAAUAAAAAUUGAAAUUGAUUAAUAAUAAAAUACAUUUAUUAAUGAAAUAUAUGUAAGAGUUAAAAUAAUAAUAAGAAAGUAACUAAUUUAUUUACUAAGUUAACUUUUUUCAUUGUUAUUGUUAUUUUGUGUAGUUUUACAGAUCAAUAUUAUUUUUAUUUAUAUAUUUUUUUUCUUCUAAUCUACUGUGUUUACAUGUUACGACUCCGACAUAUCAAAGCUAUUGUCAAAUUGCUUUUAAUUAUUGUUAGUACAGAAUUGGAACAAAGCGAAACUUCGGACUGUGCCAAAAUACCGUGCGAUUUUCUGACCCUUGUAUCUUAUAUAGAGAGAGCCUUAUGGGUGACCGCGAAUGACGGGAUGUACCGACGAAAAUUCCAAUGGAUUUUAACAAGUGAAAUCCUGAAUCCUGUUCUCACUGAAAAUAAGUAUAUAAAUUUUGUACAAGACCUGUACGACAUUUGUACUAAAAUAAAUACAAAAUUUGUAUAAACCUUGUGUAAUAUUCAUACAAAAAUCGUACAUAUUUUCUUUGAAAAAAUGUGUACAAAAUUUGUAUAAAUUUGGUACAAGUAUUAUAUAAAUAAUAUUAUAUGUAUAAAUUCUGUAUACAUUUUAUACAAAAUUUGCAUGAAAUUUGUACAAAUGUUGUACUCAACAAUCGACUUUUUCUUAAAAUUUGAAUAAAUAAAUAAUAUAGGCAUAUCAUGAAUAAAAUAACGUGGACAGCUUCCAUAGAAUUUGAACCAUAUACGAAAAAUAAAAAAAAAUAUUGACCUAACCGUGAUUUGAACCGGAAACCUUCAUAUUAGCAGAUUUGUAGUUUACCACUUUGCUAUCAACG